CUUGCCGUCACGCGCAGCGCCGGGCCGGGCCGGGUCGGGGGCGCGGGCGCGAGGCCGCUGUGCGGGGCCGCGCUGAGGAGGUGCCGGGGGAGGAGCGCUCGCUGCGCCGCCGCCCGGCCUCCGCCGCUGGUGCGGGUCCGCUGGGCGCGAGGACGGCCGAGCCGAGGCCUGCGAACAAAGGAGGGGCGGGGGCGCGGAGCAUGGCGGACCGCAGCCUAGAGGGCAUGGCGCUGCCGCUGGAGGUGCGGGCCCGGCUGGCCGAGCUGGAGCUGGAGCUGUCGGAAGGUGAUAUCACACAGAAAGGAUACGAGAAGAAGAGAUCAAAAUUAAUUGGUGCCUACCUGCCACAGCCUCCAACAGCGAAUGGAGCUGCCGUGGUCCGGUGCAGGCUGCAGCCUGGCGAAGGAGCCCCCAGGAGGAUGCUGCGCUCGGGCCACAUCGGGGCGUGUGACGUCCGAGAAGCCGCCGGCAGAGCGCGGGCGGCCAGCACCGCGGGGAACCGGCCGCUGUUUUACUUUCGUUUCGGGGUGGAUCAAGCGUUGCCUCCAGAGCGCCGGGCUCCAGUUACUCCCGCCUCCUCUUCCCGCUAUCACCGCCGAAGGUCCUCAGGGUCACGAGAUGAGCGCUAUCGGUCAGAUGUCCACACAGAAGCCGUGCAGGCUGCACUUGCCAAACACAAAGAACGGAAGAUGGCGGUGCCCAUGCCCUCCAAGCGCAGGUCCUUGGUUGUACAGACCUCGAUGGAUGCCUACACACCUCCAGAUACCUCUUCUGGCUCGGAAGAUGAAGGCUCCGUGCAGGGGGACUCCCAGGGGACCCCCACCUCCAGCCAGGGCAGCAUCAACAUGGAGCACUGGAUCAGCCAGGCCAUCCACGGCUCCACCACAUCCACCACCUCCUCGUCCUCCACGCAGAGCGGCGGCAGUGGGGCAGCGCACAGACUGGCUGAUGUCCUGGCCCAGACGCACAUAGAAAAUCACUCUGCACCUCCUGACGUGACCACUUACACCUCAGAACACUCGAUACAAGUAGAAAGGCCGCAAGGCUCCACGACAUCGCGGACAGCGCCAAAGUACGGCAAUGCCGAGCUCAUGGAGACCGGCGACGGAGUGCCAGUAAGUAGCCGAGUGUCAGCCAAAAUCCAGCAGCUUGUCAAUACCCUCAAACGACCGAAGCGGCCGCCUUUACGGGAAUUCUUUGUUGAUGACUUUGAAGAAUUGUUAGAAGUUCAGCAACCAGAUCCAAACCAGCCAAAGCCAGAGGGAGCACAGAUGCUGGCGAUGCGCGGGGAGCAGCUGGGUGUGGUGACGAAUUGGCCGCCGUCUCUGGAAGCUGCGCUGCAGCGGUGGGGAACCAUCUCGCCCAAGGCACCGUGCCUUACCACAAUGGACACGAACGGGAAGCCCCUGUACAUCCUCACCUAUGGCAAACUAUGGACGAGAAGUAUGAAGGUUGCUUACAACAUUUUGCACAAAUUAGGUACAAAGCAAGAACCUAUGGUGCGACCUGGUGAUAGGGUGGCACUGGUGUUCCCCAACAAUGACCCUGCUGCCUCCAUGGUGGCCUUCUACGGCUGCCUGCUGGCCGAAGUGGUGCCAGUGCCCAUUGAAGUCCCACUCACGAGGAAGGACGCAGGAAGCCAGCAGAUUGGGUUUUUGCUUGGAAGCUGUGGCGUCACUGUGGCGUUGACCAGUGACGCUUGCCACAAAGGACUGCCGAAAAGCCCGACGGGGGAGAUCCCGCAGUUCAAAGGUUGGCCAAAGCUGCUAUGGUUUGUCACUGAGUCGAAACACCUCUCUAAGCCUCCUCGGGACUGGUUCCCACACAUUAAAGAUGCAAACAAUGACACUGCAUACAUAGAGUAUAAGACUUGCAAAGACGGAAGCGUGCUCGGGGUGACCGUGACCAGGAUUGCGCUCCUGACCCACUGCCAGGCCCUCACGCAGGCAUGUGGCUACACGGAAGCUGAAACAAUUGUGAAUGUGCUGGAUUUCAAGAAAGAUGUUGGGCUCUGGCACGGAAUCCUGACGAGCGUCAUGAACAUGAUGCACGUGAUCAGCAUCCCAUAUGCGCUGAUGAAGGUGAACCCACUCUCCUGGAUUCAGAAAGUGUGCCAGUACAAAGCAAAAGUGGCCUGUGUGAAAUCCAGGGACAUGCACUGGGCGCUGGUGGCACACAGGGAUCAGAGGGACAUCAACCUGUCCUCCCUGCGGAUGCUGAUAGUGGCUGAUGGAGCCAACCCCUGGUCUAUCUCUUCCUGCGACGCAUUUCUCAAUGUUUUCCAAAGCAAAGGCCUGCGCCAGGAGGUCAUCUGUCCCUGUGCCAGCUCACCAGAGGCCCUCACUGUGGCCAUCCGGAGGCCCACAGAUGACAGCAACCAGCCCCCAGGCCGGGGCGUGCUCUCCAUGCAGGGCCUGACCUAUGGGGUCAUCCGAGUGGACUCAGAGGAGAAGCUGUCCGUGCUCACUGUGCAGGACGUUGGCCUCGUCAUGCCGGGAGCCAUCAUGUGCUCAGUGAAGCCAGACGGGGCUCCUCAGCUGUGCAGGACAGACGAAAUUGGGGAGCUCUGUGUGUGUGGGGCUGCCACUGGCACAUCCUAUUAUGGUCUCUCGGGUAUGACCAAGAACACCUUUGAGGUAUUCCCUGUGACAAGCUCAGGGGCCCCCAUCAGCGAGUACCCCUUCGUAAGGACAGGCUUGCUGGGCUUCGUAGGCCCUGGGGGGCUCGUCUUCGUGGUGGGCAAGAUGGAUGGGCUCAUGGUGGUCAGCGGGCGCAGACACAACGCCGACGACAUCGUGGCCACAGCACUGGCCGUGGAGCCCAUGAAGUUUGUCUACCGGGGACGAAUAGCAGUGUUUUCAGUGACCGUCCUGCAUGACGAAAGGAUCGUGAUUGUGGCCGAGCAGAGGCCUGACUCCACGGAGGAGGACAGUUUCCAGUGGAUGAGCCGAGUGCUGCAGGCAAUUGACAGCAUCCAUCAGGUUGGGGUUUAUUGCCUGGCCUUGGUUCCAGCAAACACGCUCCCCAAAACCCCACUGGGUGGGAUCCAUCUGUCAGAAACAAAGCAACUUUUCCUCGAGGGCUCACUUCAUCCCUGCAACGUUCUGAUGUGCCCCCACACAUGCGUCACAAACCUGCCUAAGCCACGACAGAAGCAACCAGAAAUCGGCCCUGCCUCUGUGAUGGUGGGGAACCUGGUUUCUGGGAAGCGGAUUGCGCAGGCCAGCGGCAGAGACUUGGGCCAGAUAGAAGACAACGACCAGGCCCGCAAGUUCCUAUUUCUUUCGGAGGUCCUUCAGUGGCGGGCGCAGACCACCCCCGACCACGUCCUGUACACGCUGCUCAACUGCCGGGGUACAAUCGCGAACUCACUGACGUGUGUCCAGCUGCACAAACGAGCUGAGAAGAUUGCAGUGAUGCUAAUGGAGAGGGGACAUCUGCAGGAUGGGGACCACGUGGCCCUAGUCUACCCACCUGGGAUCGACCUCAUUGCAGCGUUUUAUGGCUGCCUGUAUGUGGGCUGUGUGCCCAUCACUGUUCGUCCUCCACACCCACAGAACAUCGCCACGACGCUGCCCACCGUGAAGAUGAUCGUGGAGGUGAGCCGCUCCGCCUGCUUGAUGACAACACAGCUCAUCUGUAAGCUGCUGCGGUCCAGGGAGGCAGCUGCAGCCGUGGACGUGCGGACGUGGCCCCCCAUCCUGGACACAGAUGAUUUGCCAAAGAAACGGCCUGCCCAGAUCUACAAGCCGUCCGACCCAGACACGCUGGCUUACCUCGACUUCAGCGUGUCCACAACGGGGAUGCUCGCAGGAGUGAAGAUGUCCCAUGCAGCCACCAGUGCCUUCUGCCGUUCCAUUAAGCUGCAGUGUGAGCUGUACCCCUCCAGAGAAGUGGCCAUCUGCCUGGACCCCUACUGUGGACUGGGGUUUGUCCUGUGGUGCCUCUGUAGUGUGUACUCCGGGCACCAGUCCAUCCUCAUCCCGCCCUCUGAGCUGGAAACCAAUCCCGCCCUGUGGCUGCUUGCCGUGAGUCAGUACAGAGUCCGGGACACGUUUUGCUCCUAUUCGGUGAUGGAACUCUGCACCAAGGGGCUGGGCUCGCAGACAGAAUCCCUCAAGGCACGAGGACUGGACCUGUCCCGCGUGCGGACGUGUGUGGUUGUGGCUGAAGAACGGCCUCGAAUAGCGCUCACCCAGUCGUUCUCAAAGCUGUUCAAAGACCUGGGCCUCCAUCCACGGGCUGUCAGCACCUCCUUUGGCUGCAGAGUGAACCUGGCAAUUUGCUUGCAGGGGACCUCGGGACCUGACCCGACCACCGUCUAUGUUGACAUGAGGGCUCUCAGACACGACAGAGUCCGUUUGGUAGAAAGAGGAUCUCCUCACAGCUUGCCCCUGAUGGAAUCAGGAAAAAUACUUCCAGGGGUUCGGAUCAUAAUUGCCAAUCCAGAAACAAAAGGACCGUUGGGAGACUCGCACCUGGGGGAGAUCUGGGUUCACAGCGCCCACAAUGCCAGCGGCUACUUCACCAUCUAUGGAGAUGAGUCCCUCCAGUCAGAUCACUUCAACUCAAGGCUGAGUUUUGGAGACACCCAGACAGUCUGGGCGCGGACAGGCUAUUUGGGGUUCCUGCGGAGAACAGAGCUCACAGAUGCAAACGGAGAGCGCCACGAUGCCCUCUACGUGGUGGGGGCCCUGGAUGAAGCCAUGGAGUUGCGGGGGAUGCGCUACCACCCCAUCGACAUAGAGACCUCAGUGAUCAGAGCCCACAAGAGCGUGACAGAGUGCGCUGUUUUCACCUGGACAAACUUGUUGGUGGUGGUGGUUGAGCUUGACGGGUCAGAGCAAGAAGCCUUGGACCUGGUCCCGCUGGUGACCAAUGUGGUCCUGGAGGAGCACUACCUGGUGGUGGGGGUGGUGGUCGUGGUGGACAUCGGUGUCAUCCCCAUCAACUCCCGCGGGGAGAAGCAGCGCAUGCACCUGAGGGACGGGUUCCUGGCCGACCAGCUGGACCCCAUCUACGUGGCCUACAACAUGUAGUCUGCUCUCUGGCCCCACGGACUUGCCUGGAGAUGUAAACGUUUUUCUCAGUGUCACUAAAGUGUGCAGACGCGAGGGUGAUGUUUGCCAGAAUGGAGCCUUCGUCACGUGGCAGUGAGGAGACUUUCCACAGUGUCCUGAUGGGCAGGGCUGAAACGUGGAGUGGCCACUGAAGUUCACACAGAAGGACUAGGAUUGCUGCCUGCAGUUCGUUGGGAAAGCCCAUUUCAAAAACUUUCUUUUCUUUUUUUUUUUAAUUAUUGGAUAUUAAGUGCUUUCUUCGUAAAUGUGGUAUUUUGUUAAGCCAAAAUAGCAAUUAAAAGAUAUUCUGCCCUCCAGAUGGGUUCUGUUAAACAGUUUAUGUAGUGUGACAGAGAAUUGUUUUCUCUGUUUAAUGUGUCAUGAGAUCUUAAUGACAUGGACCUAUUACUAAUUUAAGCCAUUGCUAGAUCUCAUCCUUUUAGGGAAGUUUGUUGAGGUACGAGAAAACCUUCCAAAUAGCACCUUCCAAUUAGAUUUUAGCAGCUUUCUUUGUCAGAAAUGUGCUGAAGAAACAAAGGCUGCUAUAUGGCCUUUGAAGUUAGCAGAACGAGAAGAAAUGAUAAAUAAGGUGUAUUUCGGCAAUUAUCUUGCAAAUAUCUUUGUACUAAACUAAAAAGAUAAAAUAAGUUAACUUCUUCAUAUGUAAUUAUGUACAAAACGUUUAAUUUAUUUUGAUCUCUUUAGAAGUAUAAAAGAGAAAAACAUUCAAGAAUAUUAAAGUCUUGUAAUAUUUGCUAAUAUAAAAGUGUUGCAUUAUCUUGCGUGGAUGGUAUCACAACAAAUAUAUAUAUGAGAUAUAAAUUCACUAGUGAGCACAGGGGAUUUUAAAGUUUUAAUGCAGAACCUGUCACUUGCAUGGUGUCCCCUCCACUGUACUGUAGAUAAAGAGGUCCUCUCACCCACUUGCUGAUGCGAGCAGUCUCAGAUUGCAGUAGCCUGGUCUGCGCAGCUCUUAAAGAACCAGAGACCAGCUCGAGAAAUCACUGCCGUCUCUAAGAUGGAGCAGAAUUCGAGGCUCAGCGUGCAUGUUUUCCCUCUGCUGUGAGGCAGCAGCAAGCGGCCGGUGCCAGCCUGUACUCACUGUGCUGGGCAGCCGGCGAGCAGCUCGGGUCUCCUAGCUGCAGGAAUCCGCCACACAGUGUUUCCCUUCAUUUUGUUUGUGUCACCUUUUUUGGUCCUCGGCGUGGAAAGGAAGGCUAUCUGUGGUCAUUCGCACCCAUGGUGUUGGUUCCCCUCAGAUGGCCACUGUGCCGAGUGGACACUGUCCAGAAUAGUUUGAAGGGAAAAAGACAUGGAGACGGUCCCCUUGACCAGCUCCCUGGGCUCCCAGCCCGGCGUGAACAAGGGCUGCCGGGACCCCUCACAGUGCUGCUGCUCACUUUGCCUCCUGUGGAUAACACGGUUCUGAUCUCCGUCUCCCGCGGCUGCUGCCUCACAUUUUCAGAGCUCAUCCGUAUACCCCCUAACUGAAUUGGCCCAUCUGUGUCCGGUCGAGAAGAGGCCUCAGCUACCCCAGUGUGCUUUAUUUUUAAAUUGCCCCGAUAUGACCCUGCGGUGGCUCUCGUUGCUAGAUAUGCAUGACGAAGAUUGUUGCUGGGCAGAGUUUAGAUUCUCUUUUCAUUAUAUUGUAGCAAUGUCUUUAUUUGCCUUUGCUACCCAUGCCAGCAGUGAGCCCUUUGCUAAAAGAGAGUAUUUUUUUUUACUUUUGAGAUCCAAGGCUAAUUGUUUUUUUUAAUUUUAAGUGGAAUAUUUUUUAAAUUUGUGUGCAUGUGGAGUGUAUCCUUCCAUCUCCACAAAUCAUUUGAUUUUUAACAUACUUUGACUUCAUUGCCGUAUAUGAAUAUUUCUCUACAUGCUUCAGAUACACAUUCCUGCAGUCUCCUGCUUCCUAAGGGGGACAAACCCUACCACACAGAGAAAAAAGAUAUUUUCUUACACCCUUGUUUAAGGGGAAGAGGGCUUAAGGUUUCAGAUAAGACACUAGGAAACACAAUUGCAGAAUAAUGCGUGCAGUCUGCUGAUGUCAGAAGCACACAAAGCAGAUGUCCCUUCACACAUGACCUUCACCAUAUCAGCUUCACGUGCAAGGCAGUGUGUCUGUGCAAGUGGUUAGUGACGUCUUGCCAUCUCUGGUGUUAAAGUAGAGGGGCUCAGACAAACAGUUGGGGGCUAGGAUCAAAGUUCUGUUGUGCAAGAGAAAGGAAAGGGGAUGCUUAGGUACCACCCGUUUCAGCAAUAAGGAAGGGUCGUUCCAUAUUAGAAAUCGUACUGUGGAUACAUCACUCAUGAGAAUGUAACCAGUGUUUGUCUCGUGACCUUGUGCUUUUGAAGUCAGACAAAACCGUGUAAAUCACCUUGCACAAAGGAGGGUCCACAAUGAACAUUGAAACACAGACCUAACCCAACAGGGCGGCUUCCUCAUGGUGCUUGUUUAUUAUAUAUAUUUAAUCCUGCUUGACACUUUACCCAAGGGAGACUGUCCCUUUUAUCAGUUGAAUGUUAGCAGCGUUAUUUCAUAGAGUGUGGCGACUGGUAGAGAAAUUCAUGUACUCAACCAGUCACUAUUUCAAACAAUUUUUAUGUGCAAAGGACGGCAACCUUCUCGUAUGUUGAACCACCAGUAAGCUUUGUACAUCUGUGAUAACGCCUGUUUUAUAUUCAAAUGAACAAAUAAAAGCUUUUAUUUUUGUUGCUCUGAAAA
Molecule: messenger RNA, 7782 nt
Organism: Manis pentadactyla (Chinese pangolin)
Lineage: Eukaryota; Metazoa; Chordata; Mammalia; Pholidota; Manidae
Gene: DIP2C
Product: disco interacting protein 2 homolog C
Exons: 38
Coding region: 201-5039 (1612 amino acids)
Source: RefSeq, a predicted model, not a curated record